AUGCCGUCCAACACACAAUCCGAAGAUGCCGCGGAACGGCCCCUCUUGGCAGACCCCCAUCAUGAGUACGGCGGCACCGAUGGGCCUGAACCUCCGGUCCUCAUCGCCGAGGAGCGCGGGGCCGGUACCUUUUCCAAGAACCUCGGCGCCGUCGAGGCGUUUGCCAUUGUCAUCAGCAUCGUCAUUGGUAGCGGCGUGUUCACCUCUCCGGGUUCCAUCGACACAAAUGUCCCGUCUCCCGGAGCUGCGCUCAUAGUUUGGCUUGUUGGUGGUGUCCUGGCGUGGACUGGCGGUGUCCAGCCCUUCCUGCAGCACAUCUAUGGCGAUGUCUUUGGCUUCCUUGCCGCCUGGACCUGGAUCGUGGCCGUCAUGCCAGCCACCCUCGCCAUCCUCAGCAUCGUAUUCGUCGAGAGCAUCUACUCCGCCGGCGGGGUGACCGACCAGGCCGGGGCUCUCCCGCACAAAUUGUUCUCGAUUCUGAUUCUCGUCGUUAUGAACGGCGCCAACUCCAUCAGCACCAAGGCGAGCACUCGCUUGAACAACUUGUUUGUCGUGACUAAGUUUACCAGUAUCUUUGCCGUGGUGCUUGCCGGCAUCGUCGUCGUCAUCCUUCAAGUAUCGGACCACGACCGUGAUGUUGGCGGACGGGACUGGUUCAAUAAGCCCUGGUUCGGGAACCGCAAGACGUCUUUGCCGGGUGGCGGCGAGCUGGACUGGAACAAGGUUGGGACGUGGGAUAUGCUUGGCUACUACUCUGCUGCGCUCUACGGUGCUCUGUGGGCGUACUCUGGCUGGGACAAGGUACGUCGUUCGUCCUGGUAUCUAUUAGUGGGUGCAUCUAACGUUGUCAAGGCCGUCUACGUCUCUGCUGAGCUUCAGCAGCCGGCACGCCAGCUCCCUCUGGCCAUCAACACUGCCGUACCGACCAUCAUUCUAUGUUUCAUCGCGGCCAAUGCAGCCUACUAUAUCCUUCUCCCCUGGAAUGUGGUUGCCUCGACCGACAGCGUGGCAGUCACCGCGAUCAACCGCCUCCUCGGCCCCGCCUUCGGCAUCGUCGCUGCAGUCCUCAUCUGCCUCGUUGUUGCCGGCUCCCUCCUCGGCAACUCCUUCGUCGCGGGCCGUAUGACCGUCGCAGCAUCAAACUUCAACUGGCUACCCAAGUUCCUCGGCUUCGUAGGCCGUGUGGGAUUCAAGUCGGAGGAGAGCUCGCCAGCCGAUUCGUCCGCCGAUGCUUCGUCUGGGCCUGCGCACGCGAGAUCCGACGCACCGCUCAACGCGCUCUUGCUAUCGACGAUUCUCUCGGCGCUGUACAUUCUGUUUGGCAACUUCCGAGCCCUUUUGACCUUCAACGGUCUAGGCGAGUACACGUUCUUCUUUUUGACAGUCCUUGGUGCCGUCAUUUUACGCGUUCGAGAGCCGAAGCUGCGUAGACCGUACAAGCCAUUUGUACUGAUCCCCAUUGUGUUUGCGCUGGUCAGUGGAUUUGUGGUUGUGAGAGGCGCUAUCUUUGCUCCUGUGCAGGCGCUCAUCUUGAUUGUGCUGUGGAUUGUCGGGCUUGGGUUUUACUGGGCUAGGAGGAAGUAUUAUGCCCAUUGCAAUAGGGCCGACCACUGA
Molecule: messenger RNA, 1614 nt
Organism: Colletotrichum tamarilloi
Lineage: Eukaryota; Fungi; Ascomycota; Sordariomycetes; Glomerellales; Glomerellaceae
Exons: 3
Coding region: 1-1614 (537 amino acids)
Biological process (GO): amino acid transmembrane transport
Cellular component (GO): membrane
Molecular function (GO): L-amino acid transmembrane transporter activity
Source: RefSeq, a predicted model, not a curated record